AUUCAUUCGUCUGUCGAAAGCUGACGGGCCAACUCGCGUCAACAUCCAGCGCGUCUUGUUGGGUAACUCCGUCGAGUUUUCACGGUUUUACAUAAGAGCCGCCGUUCAAUUGGCCCUCAAUAUCGAAUCUUAAGUACUUUAAACAAAGUGUAUCGUGCCGUUUUUCGAGGGGAUGAGUGCAUCAUCCUGGAACCACGAGUUCUAGUAUAGAAGGUAAAUGACGACGCAGAGCUGUUUUGGAUGGUCGUUGGAACCGACUGCGGUGGAAAUUCUCGAUACAAGAGGAUCCACUUUCCUCGCAAAACAGAUGCACUCACAUCCGGACCCGAAUGCCACCUUAAGCCCGGGUUUAAAAUCUGCCGUAGAGGAGGCUGCGUUGUCGAGAAUAGCUCAUCAGAAGCCAUUCAACUUCUGUGGUCGUUGGGCGUUCCGAGAGCGUGAUGAGGAUAAAUAUUCAUGCUUUGAGGAUCCGUGGAACAAACGGGGGCGAGUGACGAGAAGAGAGAGGGUGCCAAUAUCUGUGAGGAUGAGAGGUUUCUGCCAUGAGGGGCAGGAGCGAGGGCGUCUAGUUGAGCACCAACUCGAGGCCCGCCUCUGUGAGGCCCCGCUACCACGGGGGCGCCUCCCUGAGUCGAGCCACCUGAGCCGCUGGAGGCGCCGCCGGAGGGCGCCCCUAGCCCCCGACCGGAGGGCGCCCCUCGCCCCCAACCGGAACCCAACCACCGUCCGCGGGCAAGACGAGGCCUCCCGCGACCGGAUCUUCAGUGGCAUGAACCAACUUCAGGCCAAACUCGUCAACAUGUCGGCCAGAAACGGCAGCUUGAUUCUCCUCGCCUGGAACCUCAACGAAGAAUUUCAGCAGUUGAUUGAGAAAAAUGUGGAGUCGCUGAUGGAGGACAUGAAAAGUUUGCACCAAGAUCUGAAAGACCUCCGAUUCGCCAAUGAUCUACUCAGCCUCCUUAAAGGGGAUUUGGACCACGUAUCUCUCAAAAGAUGGCCCUUCAUGAUCCUCAACGAAAACUUCUGCGAAAACCCGCAGCAAGAGUUCAACCUCAUUAUAUAGACUUCCAGUUAUUUGCCUCGAAACUCCGAACCAAUGCAAGACCUUUUUCAAAAUGUGUUUAUUCGCAACACUUAUUGUGCAGAUUUCUCUUUAGCAGAGCACAAUAUUUUUGCGGAGCUAUAAAUACGAGUAAAGAUUUCUUUUAUUUAGCUAAACGGGAGGCUAAUGCCGCAUAUUUGCAAAUAUAAAGAAAAUAGCCAUGCUUUAAAUAAGGAGAAGAAGAAAGUAUAUGUAAGUUUUGGCAUUAUCAUACUCAUGCUGACGUCAUCUUCCGCUCCAAAGUUGUAAUAACGAGAGAAUCUCAGAUUCUAGGAAUAAGAAUACGAGCGCCAAUUGAAUAAAAUGUUUGAAAAUCAUGAAUAAAUCAAGAGAGACGAAACACUGUAUGAACUCAUACGCCUUUGAUUUGCCACACUACAACGUCAUCCUUUAAAUAGGUCAAAUCAAAUAGUAGGUAUCUAAUGAGUUUUUGUUUUUUUUCUUUUUUUGUUUUUUUUUUUGUAAAAUCAAUCAUUCUCCCAAAUUACUUUAGGAAGUUAAAUAGAGAUUCCGAGUGGAUUUUCGAAUUUUUCCUAGAGACUAAAAUUAUCCUAAGCACUAAGAUUUCAUGUGCGGAGCACUCCAAUAGAUCCAAUGUCUGUAGCGCAUUCACUGAGUGGGCCAUGAUAGUGAAAUCAUUCGCACGAAGUAUACACAUGUUCAACCCCGCGCUAAUUGUAAACACCUAAUAUUUUUACUCAUUGCUACAUUCUAAA
Molecule: messenger RNA, 1818 nt
Organism: Bemisia tabaci
Lineage: Eukaryota; Metazoa; Arthropoda; Insecta; Hemiptera; Aleyrodidae
Source: RefSeq, a predicted model, not a curated record